Drosophila yakuba is the source of this 1107-nucleotide messenger RNA. Its product is annotated as coiled-coil domain-containing protein 124. Gene Ontology annotation, molecular function: transcription coactivator activity. Bases 74 to 715 code for a protein of 213 amino acids. Gene Ontology annotation, biological process: transcription by RNA polymerase II. Gene Ontology annotation, cellular component: nucleus. The transcript has 2 exons. The record is from RefSeq and is a predicted model, not a curated record. NCBI's taxonomy places the organism in Eukaryota, Metazoa, Arthropoda, Insecta, Diptera, Drosophilidae.
UUGGUCACACUGGCUCCAAAUCAAUAAAAAAAAUAGACAACAUUUUAGGAACGAAUUCAUUAUAAAGGACACAAUGCCAAAGAAAAUGGGAAUCAACUCGAAGGCGGUGGAAGCUCGCGAGCGCAAGGAGGCCACCAAGAAGGCCACGCAGGAGAAGAAGACCAAGGAGGCAGAGGAUCGCCUGUGGCGCGAUGACGACAAGAAUCUUGCCAAGAAACAACUGCGCAAGGACGAGGAGGAGCGCAAGCGGGUCGAGGCGGCCAAGCGAAAGGCGGAGGCCAAGGCGCUUCUGGACCAGGAAAUGUCCUCCAUCAACACGCAGCGCAAGCAGCCGCUGGCUAAGAUUAACCGCCAAAUGAUUCUCGAGGAGAUGGAGAAAAAGCAGCGCGUAAUCGAGGCCAUCAACGAGGCCAACAAGCCUGUGGCCGCUCGAGUGGUGGUCCAAAAUCACAUCGAGGAGAAUCUAAACCGAUCCAUGGCCGACACGGAUGUGGCGUCCAACAUUGACGAGGCCCUGGUGGUGCUCAGUGUAAAUGACAGCGAAGAGGACAAACAUCCCGAGAAGCGAAUGCGUGCUGCCUAUAAAACCUUUGAAUCCAACAAUCUGCCCCGCAUUAAGGCUGAGAAUCCCUCACUUCGCAUGUCCCAGUGGAAGCAACUGCUGAUGAAAGAGUGGAACAAGUCCCCGGACAAUCCCUUUAACCAGGCACGCUAAUAGAUCCAAGGACGAAUUUCAUCGACACCGCGACGAGUGUGCGUACUCUAGUGACUGUUUGCUGCCUAGCAGCAAAGAAAUAUUCAAAUCGUUCUGUAGCACCUUUGAACUAUACGCAGAAUGUAGUAUAUAAAAAAAUGUGGACGGAAUAAAUUUAUUUAUUUAUUUAAGCCCAGUGAGUAGAAUUUGUGUUGAUUGCAAAAGUGGUUAGCUAUUAUUAUAAUACUAAUUAUAAUAAUAUUUUAUUAUAAAUCUCAGUUAAAUGGAUAGAAAAAACACAAAAAAUGGGGUAUCAACAACUUGUACCAUAAUAUUUACAACCAACUUACUUUUAUAACUUUUUCAUAUAAGAACAAAUGACCUAGAAAUAUAGGUACAUAUCUAAAAACUGA